Fusarium odoratissimum NRRL 54006 is the source of this 2509-nucleotide messenger RNA. RefSeq lists its product as uncharacterized. The transcript has 3 exons. The coding region runs from base 1290 to 1769 and encodes 159 amino acids. NCBI's taxonomy places the organism in Eukaryota, Fungi, Ascomycota, Sordariomycetes, Hypocreales, Nectriaceae. The record is from RefSeq and is a predicted model, not a curated record.
CAUUCUCUCAGAGGCAUCCGGUCAGGAACGCUCGCUCUCGUAUCACAAGCUCAAGUUCAGCACCGCCGCGACACGUUUCCAGACGACAAAAUGUUUCCUGUUUGAUGUUUGGAUAAACGCAUCGGUUUCUAGUUUCUCGUCUCAUUGUUCCUCUGACGCAAUCCUGCUCAGAGUGGAUGAAAAUGGGCUGACUGAAACAUCCUACGGCUUAGACGGCAAACCAUGAGGGGCAUCUGUCAUGCCAUGAACCACAACCAUGAUGGCAGCUCCCAUACUUCACCAAGACUUUUCAACUCAAGGCUUCGUCUCCUCGCUUAGCACAACAGAUUGCCAAUGCGGACCAAAAGCCUCAAGAGACAAGGUAUUCAAAGAUGCUCCCUGCAAACAUCAUUGCCAAGGGUCAGACGCGGCCCGCAAUCUUCAUAUUUUCUCGUUCUGUGGUUGAUGGAAUUCUGUUUCGACGUCAGUUUGAUCCUGCGGCCCAGCUAGCCUGUCCGCCGUCUAGCAUGAUAACGGAAAAAUGACCGCUGGAUAUCCAGGCCCACGAGGCUCUUGAUCCUUUGGCGCACAUUGUUAUCAAGUCAACUGUCUUGGCGUCACAGAUAAAAUUAUCUAGUGCCUGAAUGCUCGCUUCCGACGCCUUGGUAAGCUACAUCCGAUGUAUACAGCCCCACGAGCGGGCGCUAUCUCGAUUCUAGAAAUGGAAACCUCAAGGCCCCUUGAGGAGAUUGUCCUGAACCUGAUGCUUGCGUUAAUCCUUGAAUCCUAUCGGCCAGUCAAGCCGCGACCUUACAGCAGGACUUCGUAAGCUGGGUCGCCGUGACAUUGCCAUUCUUUGCAUCGGCAGGCAUUGGCUUCUGUAAAUCGCUAUGAUCUUGGAACAGGCCAUGUUACCCCAACAUCAGAUCGUAAUAAGCGCGGGCUUGGCCGGUGUUGUGAGUUUGUCACUGUUUGUGGGAAGAUAGAUUGCCGAUAGUGGCAUGUUUGUUGAAUCAUCAUCGCAAGUAGCACGGACAUCGUCCUGUGUCAAGCCUCCUUGAUCAAUGUCAUGCAUUAAUUACAAUACAAGUGGCGUGUGGUGUAAUAGUUUCGGUGACCGUAUUCUCGGUCGCAGGUGAGGCGCCACACUCAAGCGCCACACGAGGCGUCGCUUGACGGGAUGAAUUCGCAACCUCAGGCAGCCACGGAUCGCCGCUCCGUGACGCACCCGAAUAACGCCGGAAAUUUCCAGGAAGGCUAUCACGAGCCGGGCAUUGAACAUCGGUUGUACAGCCAUUGCGGUCGACACAAUGGGUUCCAGCGAGUCGAAACCAAUCUCCUCACAUGUGUGGAAGGCCUCAGCGCCUAACGGACUGUCACAAGAUCUCGUUGAUUCACUACAAUCCAGCAAUGAGACCGAUGCCUCUCGUUCCAAGAUAGUCGAGCUCCAGAUCCAGGCCCGCGUGGCCGAGGAGCUCAAGAAGCUACAGCAGAAAGAAGCCGAAGCUCUCAAAAUAGCACACGAGAAACUCGCCAGCGCCGAUUUCAAAGAUGACAACAGCACGAGCCAGUACACCGUCAGCAAGGAGAUUGAAGCCAUGCGUGAGAAGCUCGAGUCACGCAAGCAAGUGCGUCCUCUGCCCGAGAGCGUUGAGGGAGCACGCAAUGAAGUCAUUCGAUGUCUGCGGGAGCACGACCGACGGCCGCUCGACUGCUGGCAGGAGGUGGAGAACUUCAAGGCCGAAGUUAAGAAACUUGAGAAGAGCUGGGUCGAGAAGGUCGUCUCGUAGAGAGAGAAGGAAAACUGAUAAUGGGAAUGGGGACUGAUUCUAUAGAGAUAUAGAGGUGAUGGGCUCUGGUAUGCCCAGACAGGUACGCACGUGUACAUUACGGCAUUGGUAGCGGGAAAAACUAGGUUGAGGAAUCAAAGUGUACAACUUAUAUCUCAAAGAGGAGUCCUGCGUCUUCCUCCUUUCCUGAUUUGGCGCGGUCUGAUUCUGGUUCUGUCUCUUGCUUGGCUUUCAGCUCGGCUUUCUUUCGCAGGCCCUCAGCACGCUUCCUUUCUCUUCUCGCUGCAGCGUCCUCCCAUUCUUGUCCUUCAGGGUUUAGACGUGGUACUGGAGCAGAGAUAGCGUCUCUGAAGGCGUUUUGGAAGCGUUCAAUGCGCUUCUUAUUCUCGAUAAAACGCUCAUUGGCAAUCUGGACGAGGGUCUGGAGGUACUCGGGUGAGACUAUGCGUUGCCGAUGGCCGUCAACUUGCUGCCCGAUGAGAGACUCAAAGGCAAGUCCCAUUGUCCGUAUAGCCACCAUAGGAGUGGCAGCAUCCUUGCCAUUCGGGAUGAUAUUGAGGGCACCCGACUCACGAAACCCUGCCUGUAGGCCGCAGCGCAGAAGUAGUUGAGCAUGUUCCGGUGAUGCUGUGAGGACGUGGAGGAUCUACGUAAUAUCUCAGUAUGAAUGUUCUUUGUAUUAUAUAAUGCCUUUCCGCUAUAUUCGAUACAGCACAAUUUCUGCUUACCAUUGCCUCGUA